AUGGAAAAUUCAUCACUUAUCAUGUCAUUUAUAUUGGCACCGUAUGGUGAGAUUGGCAGUAUUAAAUAUUUGUAUUUUUCCUUUGUAUUUGUACUGUAUCUUGUCAUAAUAGCUGUUAAUGUGGCUUUAAUUUUAAUUGUUCAUGUUGAAAGAAGUCUCCAUGAACCAAUGUAUAUUUAUUUAUGCUGUUUAGCUAUAAAUGGCUUGUUUGGGAGUACUGCAAUAUUCCCUUCAAUUUUAGUAAACCUGAUUUCAGUCACUAUGGAGAUUUCUCAGCUUAGCUGUUUUAUACAAAUCUUUUGUAUUCAUACAUAUUGUUUUGCUGAGUUCACUAACUUGGCUUUAAUGGGGUAUGAUCGAUAUAUAGCAAUUUGUCAUGCUCUGUUGUACCAUAACAUUAUGAAUCUAUCAAAAAUGUAUCAGCUUAUUUUUUUAUCGUGGGUGUUACCAAUCUGUGUAAUUACUGUUUUAACAGUACUUACGGCUCAGCUGCCAUUGUGUGGCAGAAUUAUUGAAAAAAUAUACUGUGACAAUUAUUCUGUGGUCAAACUUGCCUGCACUGAUAUUAAUAAUUACAACAUUUACGGAUUGGUAUCUGUAUUUCUUUCUAUUUUCCCACCUUUGCUUAUCAUCAUCUAUUCUUAUGUCAAGAUUCUUCAGGUAAGUCUGAAUGCUUCCAAAGAAUCACAAGCAAAAGCUUUAGCCACCUGCACUCCACAUUUAAUAACGUUGGGAAACUUUUUCUUGUCAGUUUGUUUUGAAGUUAUUCAAAGCAGAUUCAAUAUGCAUCAUGUUCCUUAUGUGGCCCGUGUGAUUUUGUCUGUGCAUGUUUUAAUAUUUCCACCUUUACUCAAUCCGAUAAUUUAUGGGGCAAAAACACAAAAGAUAAAAGUAUGUUUUAAAAGGUUACUUAAGCACAUGAAAUGCCAUACUGCUGUUGCAUACUAUUAA
Molecule: messenger RNA, 951 nt
Organism: Polypterus senegalus (gray bichir)
Lineage: Eukaryota; Metazoa; Chordata; Cladistia; Polypteriformes; Polypteridae
Product: olfactory receptor 52D1-like
Exons: 1
Coding region: 1-951 (316 amino acids)
Biological process (GO): G protein-coupled receptor signaling pathway
Cellular component (GO): membrane
Molecular function (GO): olfactory receptor activity; G protein-coupled receptor activity
Source: RefSeq, a predicted model, not a curated record